CUUUUUCUUUCUCUUCUCUCAAACGAACAGACAGCUAAAAGAAUUGCAAAGGAUUUCUUUACCAGGUACCAAGAACCCUUAUUAGGAAUUCAGUUUUAAGAUGGAAAUCCAGUGAUACAAGGUCAUCGAGUAACUUAUCCUCGGACUUGGAAGACUCAUUUACAAGUAUAGACUUGUUAUGAUGUGUAGAAACACUUGUGGAUUACUGGACUUAAGAAGUUGAAAGAACCUGAGGCAUCUUAAUAGGGGUGGAGCAAUUGCAAUAUAGGGGAAGCUACAAUAUAGGGGAGUGAGAGUGAGAGUUGGGAUUUCCAUCCAUUAAUGAUUGCCGCGAAGGUUUAAACAUCAGACUAUCAAUUGAAUGAGAAGAAGUAUUUAGAGCAAAUUGUUUUUCUGCUGUCUCCAUGAAGCUUACAUGCUUAAGCAAAGGAGAUGGAUAUCACUUUCCACCAUGCUACAUAAUCACUCUGUGCGACUUUAAUAUCUUACUUGAUUGCCCAAUUGACCUUUCCGCUCUUACAAUAUUCUCGCCAAUCCCAACUAGUUCUUAUCAACCUGAAGCUGUUGAAAUUCCUAAUAGCCUUUUAUAUUCAUGUGAACCAAAGAGGCGGAGAAUUGAGAAAACUCUCCAUGCGGACGAUUUAAUCCAUGCAGAGCCUUGUUACAGAACUGUCACUAACUUGAAUUUGUGGGAUGUAUCUUCCAUUGAUUUGGUACUAAUUUCGAGCCCAAUGGGUAUGCUUGGAUUACCAUUUCUUACCCGAAAUGAGAAUUUCUCCGCCAAGAUCUAUGCUACAGAAGCUGCUGCAACACUUGGGAGGCUCAUGAUGUUGGAUCUUGUAUCGAUGCAAAAGGAAUUCAAGCAAUACUAUGGUACUAAUCAAUCUGAAUACCCCCGAUGGAUGACUUGGGAAGAGAUUAAAUUGCUUCAUCCGACAGUGAAAAACAUUGCAGUGGGUGAAAAUGGAGCAGACUUGGGUAGCUGGCAACCAUUGUAUUGUGCAGAAAAUGUGGAGAAGUGCACGGAGAGAUUGCAAUAUCUCAAAUACGGUGAAGAAACAUGCUUCAGUGACACAUUAAUCAUAAAACCGUUCAGCUCAGGUCUGGAAAUAGGCUCAUCUAAUUGGACAAUAUGUAGUUCAGGAAGAAGCAUCACAUGGCUGUCAAGCUCCAUUUUUGACUCUGCUCAUGCAAUGAAUUUUGAUUACCAUUCUCUGCAAGGGAAUGAUGUGAUCAUAUUUUCAGAUUUGUCACUCUUGCAUAGUGCUGCUAAGGAUGCUGAUGGGAAUAGGAACUUUCCUACCUUUCAAGUUCCAACUGCUUCUGAUGUCCUGGCUUUCAGGAAUGGAAAUGACUCGGAAGAAGAAUUUAGCAAAUCAGUGGUUAACACGGGCGAAAGUUCAGAAGAAAUGGAUAAGCUAGCUUACAUAUGUGCCCAUGCAAUCGAUUCUGUUAAAGCAGGAGGUUCUGUUCUUGUUCCCAUUGGUCGCCUUGGAAUAGUCCUCCAACUUCUAGAGCAAAUAUCACUAUCCCUCAAAUCUUCAAAUCUGAAGGUUCCUAUACUUAUAGUCUCCUCUGUGGCAAAAGAAGUAUUGGAUUAUACGAAUGUUGUGCCAGAAUGGCUAUGCAGGCAACGUCAAGAAAAGCUUUAUUCAGGUGAAGCGUUAUUUGGUCAUGGAGACCUCAUAAAAAGAAACAAUCUUCACUUAUUCAAAGAAAUUCAUUCACCUGAUUUUUUAAUGACAUUUCAGGAACCUUGCAUAGUUUUCUCUCCUCACUGGAGCCUCCGGAUUGGCCCCGUUGUGCACUUUCUUCGAAGAUGGAGCAGUGAUCAUAACUCUUUACUUGUUCUUGAGCAAGGAGUGGACGCGGAGCUAGCUUUGUUGCCUUUCAAGCCAGUUGCUAUGAAAGUCCUUCAAUGUUCAUUUCUUUCUGGAAUAAAGAUGGAGAAAAUUCAACCAUUGCUGGACAUGCUACAACCAGAAUAUGUUCUGUUUCCAGAGGAUCUGAGGCAGCAAUUUCCUAGUCAUGUCACAAGUUCAUUCUCAUGCAUUCAUUAUUCCAUCAACGAAAUGUUACAUUUACCACGUGUGAGAGAUUACGUGACUAACAUGGAAACAGAGUUGGCCUUCCAGCUCGAACCUAGAAGAAUGGAACAUGAAAGUAUUGCCAUUGCCAGAUUAAGAGGGAAAAUCUUCAUACAUAAUGGGAAGUAUGUGCUAGUUUCUAUGAAGGAGCCGAUUGACUCUUCAAUAAUGCAUGAUCUGACACAUUGGGAUUCCCCUGAUUCAAAGCUACUACUUGAAGCAUUGAAUGGCAGGGGCAUAAAUGGGUCUAUAAGCCAAGACAGAAGCUUCUUAGAAAUCAGUGAGCCCAGUAAGGCUUUAAUACAAUUCCAUCCUGCACAGACCAUUAUUAGCACAGAUGAAAAGGCUCUCGCCAACGAAAUCUUUGAAGCCUUGUCCACCGUUCUGAAUAAAAUUUAAAGAAUGGAAGCAUAUCAGAUCAUGUUCUAGGGGACAGCACUGCAGUUCAAUAUUGCCUUUUCUUUCAUUUUCUUCUUAUAAUUGUCUGACGUUUUAAAUAUUAAUUAAUGGAAUCUUUACUCUUAGCUGUA
This is a messenger RNA of Papaver somniferum (opium poppy), 2617 nucleotides long. RefSeq names its product integrator complex subunit 9-like. The coding region runs from base 405 to 2486 and encodes 693 amino acids. The record is from RefSeq and is a predicted model, not a curated record. Gene Ontology annotation, cellular component: integrator complex. Gene Ontology annotation, biological process: snRNA processing. The transcript has 14 exons. Lineage: Eukaryota; Viridiplantae; Streptophyta; Magnoliopsida; Ranunculales; Papaveraceae.